This is a messenger RNA of Mytilus trossulus (common blue mussel), 433 nucleotides long. RefSeq lists its product as uncharacterized. Lineage: Eukaryota; Metazoa; Mollusca; Bivalvia; Mytilida; Mytilidae. The record is from RefSeq and is a predicted model, not a curated record. The transcript has 3 exons. The coding region runs from base 32 to 433 and encodes 133 amino acids.
UUGAAAACUGUCAGAUUGCAAUCAUUGUAUCAUGACGUCAAAAAUUGCUCUGCUAGUUUUGGCUGUUGCUUUCACGACGAUUAAAGGAAAUUCCAACUUUGCUUGUACUAGAGUUUAUGGUGGAUAUUGUUCUCACACAAAAGUAUGUAGUGACUUGGGAGGAAAUGUAGAAAAACUGCCAGUAAAUUGUGGAUGUGGCGCAUGCUGCAAAUGUACCGACGCAUGUGCUGAUGGUUCGACAUGUAUCAGUGAAGGUGAGACAUGCAAUGGAACCCGAGAUACAAGUGGUUGUUGUGGCAACAGAGUGUGUUGUACACCUAUAUCUACCACGCCCAUUACUACGCCUAUCACCACGCCUGAUACAACUUCCGUUACCACACCCCCUGAAACUACUCCUGCAUGUAAGUUGCACAUUGAUAAAAACAAAUGUUAG